Messenger RNA from Fundulus heteroclitus (mummichog), 2184 nucleotides. It is a transcript of the gene st3gal5, whose product is annotated as ST3 beta-galactoside alpha-2,3-sialyltransferase 5. The transcript is spliced from 8 exons. Gene Ontology annotation, molecular function: lactosylceramide alpha-2,3-sialyltransferase activity. The record is from RefSeq and is a predicted model, not a curated record. The coding region runs from base 141 to 1331 and encodes 396 amino acids. Lineage: Eukaryota; Metazoa; Chordata; Actinopteri; Cyprinodontiformes; Fundulidae.
GGUGUGGAGCCCGGCCUGUGAUUGGCUGGUGGCGCCAGCAUCUCCUUGUUGUGAAGGUUACUAAACGGCGCUUAGCAUGAAGCCGUGGGAACAGCUCGCUUUCCCGCAGCGAACGGAGGCAUGAGGAGGCACAGCGGUCCAUGCGACGGUCAAGGUCUGUGAGGGCCAGCGGGCUCGGAGCUGAGAGACCCGAGCAGAUCACGGGACCGGCAGAGAGCGGCGCCGACAUGAGGCUCGCAUGGCGCUGGGGAGCACCCAGGCAGCUGUUAUGGGCACUCAUUGUUCUGAGUGUGCUGACCUUGGUGAUGAUCUCUCUGCGUCUGAUCCAGACGAGGCCCGACGAACCUGUCGACUGGCACGUCAGCCCCGCCCAUAAGCAGCUGGUGCAUGAGAACGUGCGCAGGGUCCUGGAGGGCGAGUGUCGCGCCGGCGGCAGCAGAGAGAGGCUGCUCGCUCGGUUCCCGUCUUCCAGCGGAGCCGUCCAGCCCUUCCUGAGGAAGGACGAGCCGCUCCCCGACCGGCUCUUCCUCUACCCGCCGCCGUUCGGAUUCCGAGGUCUCGAAGGCAAAGUGGAGGAGCUGCUGCAGCUGCUGCCAGCUCCUGGCUCUGAUCCUCUCCCAGAGAAGGCGGCUGGUGAAUGUCGCCGCUGCGUGGUCGUGGGAAACGGAGGCAUACUGAAGGGCCUGGAGCUGGGUCGGCUGAUUGACCGCUUCAGCACCGUGAUCAGGCUGAACAGCGGCCCUCUGGGAGAGUUCAGCGCCGACGUGGGAAAUCGAACCAGCAUCAGAAUGAGCUACCCUGAGGGCACGCCUGUCCACUGGACCGACACAGACCCCCACGCUGUGUUCGUAGCUGUGGUGUAUAAACGGGCUGACCUGAGCUGGAUUUCAGCCAUGAUCAAGAAGCUCGGCGUGCCUCUGUGGGACUGGCUCUUCUUCUGGCAGAGGGUUCCGGAGAACAUUCCUCUAGAUCCUUCCAGGUUCCAGCUUCUGAACCCUCUGGUCAUCAGAGAGACCGCCUUUGGCUUCCUGAAAUACCCUCAACCCAGGCAGCGCCUGUGGGGCUGGGACCAGAACGUACCAACCCUGGGGGUUUCCGCACUGAAUCUGGCCAGCCUGCUGUGUGACGAGGUCAGCCUGGCGGGCUUCGGCUACAACCUGUCCCAGGGGAGGGCGCCGCUGCACUACUACGACCACUUGCCCAUGAGUUUGAUGGAGCAGCAGAAGAUGCACAACGUGGGCAAAGAGACUCAGUUCCUUCAAAGGCUUGUGAGAGAGGGCGUCAUCAGUGACCUGACUGGAGGAAUCCACUGCUCGUUCUGCUCUAGCUGAGCCUGUCCUGCGGGCGUUUAACAGCACUGUAAGCUCUUGUUUUGAAAGACUGGCCCUGUGCAGGAGCAAAGGAUGGUAGACUGACACAGAAGAAAGCUGAACAUAUGAUGUAAAAGAAUUUGGCUGGAAACAAGUAAAGGUCUAACGUGGCGUAAAGAUGGAGGAUUCUUUUUGAUUUGAUGCAAAACCAACAUUAAAACAGACGCCUGCUUGUGUUUCAGUGUAAAUGUCCAGAAGCAGCAUUGCUCCCACCAACUGCACACUUCCUGCAAUGAUCUCGUCAUUUGAAAGCUACCGAGUUGCAGGAAUUCAUAUCAGUAUGGCGAUUCUUUCACAUAAUCUAGGGUACAAACCAUCUGCACUGCUUUUAUUGGUGUAUAAUGUUUUUUUUUCUAACGGGUCUCAGAGUUCUAGUUGUAUUUAAAGCGAAGCGAACAAUGCCAAGCUGGGUCUUGGUUCUGAUCAUUCCUCAGCUCAGUAUAUGAACUGGCAUGUUGUUUAUGCUGAGACUGGCUCCAGAACUAAAUUAUUUUAUGCAAUGAUCACAAUUUACAAUUCUGCUGCGUUAGGAGCUUUAUUUGAAGCUGGCUUCAAAUAGUUCUCUUUUUUCUUUUUUGUGCUAUGACCACCGUUCAAAUGUUAAUUAGCAUUUUCAGAUUACACUGUCCGGCUUUCCCAAACAUGAUAUGAAAUUUAUUUUUUUCUACGUUGGUUAACACUGGAGUCAUAUUUAUGUUAAAACUUAAACUGGAAAUGUUACAAAUGUACCUUUUGGUUUAUGUUGGAUGUAAAAAAAAAACACUGCUUUAGCAAUAUUGACUUUAUAUGAAAUAAAAUCUAAAUAUAGAGAUGA